This is a messenger RNA of Temnothorax curvispinosus, 1217 nucleotides long. RefSeq names its product zinc finger protein 28-like. The transcript has 8 exons. NCBI's taxonomy places the organism in Eukaryota, Metazoa, Arthropoda, Insecta, Hymenoptera, Formicidae. The coding region runs from base 62 to 880 and encodes 272 amino acids. The record is from RefSeq and is a predicted model, not a curated record. Gene Ontology annotation, cellular component: nucleus.
GAGCAUAAAAAAGAACAUUCCUUGCGACACUUGCGGUAAGAUUUUUCACUCGCACGUGAGGAUGCGUGUACACAUGCGCAGGCAUAAAAGCAACAGUUUGGCAUGUGAGAUUUGCCGACGUCAUUUAUCGAGUAAAGAAGCUUUGGAAAAACAUCGCAAAACAGUGCAUUUACAUGAUUAUGUCUGCGAUAUAUGUCACAAGAAAAUGAAAUGUAAAAAGAUGUUGCGCGCUCAUAUAAUUAGUCACUUAGAGAGCAAAUUCAAGUGCCCGAAAUGUCCGAAAGUGUACAAAAGUAAACAGUACUUGAAUGACCAUCUGUUGAAGCACGAGGACAUAAAAAAGGACUUUCCUUGCGACACUUGCGGUGAGAUUUUUCACUCGCGCGUGAGGAUGCGUGUACAUAUGCAGAGACAUAAAAGCAACAGUGUGGCAUGUGAGAUUUGCCGACGUCACUUAUCGAGUAAAGAAGCUUUGGAAAAACAUCGCAAAACAGUGCAUUUCCAUGAUUAUGUCUGCGAUAUAUGUCACAAGAAAAUGAAAUGUAAAAAGAUGUUGCGCGCUCAUAUAAUUCAGAGUCACUUAGAGAGCAAGUUCAAGUGCCCGAAAUGUCCGAGUGUAUACACAACGAAACGGAAUCUGAAUGAGCAUCUUCUGUCGAAGCACGACAUAAAAGAAGGUCACUUAGAGAGCAGAUUCAAGUGCCCGGAAUGUCUGAAUGUGUACAAAAAUAAACAGUACAUGAAUGAUCAUCUUCUGUCGAAGCACAAGGGCAUCCGUAAAUAUGAAUGCUAUAUCUGCAAAAAAAGGUUCGGUCAUCGAUCGUGCCUCACAUAUCAUCACAAAGUGCACCCUCUGCCUAGGAUUUUUGUCUCCAAAUGAUCUCAGGAAUCUACCCUUAAGAGUUGAUCCGGUUUUUAUGGUACACUCUGUAUAUAUAUUGACUUUGGAAAUAAAUUUCUAAAAAUUCCAUAUCUUUAUAGUUUUUUGUGACAUUUAUCGCAUACAUAAUCAUGUACGUGCACUAUUUUGUGAUGUUUCUCCGAGGCUUUUUUACUCAAUAAGUGACGUCGGCAAAUCUCACAUACCACACUGUUGCUUUUAUGUCUUUGCAUGUGUACACGCAUCCUCACGUGCGAGUGAAAAAUCUUAUCGCAAGUGUCGCAAGGAAUGUUUUAUAAUUGUAAAAGAGAACAACAUUCAAGAGAAGCGAGAAACA